This is a messenger RNA of Oppiella nova, 1392 nucleotides long. Lineage: Eukaryota; Metazoa; Arthropoda; Arachnida; Sarcoptiformes; Oppiidae. The record is from the annotation of a GenBank genome assembly.
AUGACUUCGGGACCCAACUACUCGAUGGCGUCCCUAUAUGUCGGCGACCUGCCCUUCACUGUCACCGAAGCCAUGCUAUUCGAGAAGUUCUCGACCAUAGGUCCGGUGCUGUCCAUCCGAGUGUGUCGUGAUUUGCUGACCCGUCGAUCUCUGGGUUACGCUUACGUUAACUUUCAAGAGGUUUCUGACGCCGAGAAAGCCAUUGAAACCAUGAAUUUUGAUGUCCUUAAGGACCGGCCGUUACGGAUAAUGUGGUCACAGCGCGACCCAUCACUCAGGAAGUCAGGCGUCGGUAAUGUGUUCAUCAAAAAUGUGGACAAAUCCAUCGAUACUAGCGUUAUGUUUGACACGUUCUCGACGUUCGGCAAAAUCCUGUCGUGUAAAGUGGUUCAAGACUCGCACGGACUCAGCAAAGGCUACGGCUUUGUCCACUUCGCCACUCAAGAGGCCGCCGAUAAUGCCAUCGACAAAGUCAAUGGAAUGCUAUUAAACGGUAAAAAAGUAUUUGUCGGCAAAUUUAUCCCGAAGUCCGAGAGAAUGGACUCGUCGUCUGCCGAUAGGAAUAAGAACUUCACUAAUAUUUAUGUCAAACACUUAACCGAUGAUUACGACGACCAGAAGUUACACCAACUCUUCGAAAAGUUCGGUAAAAUAAUGUCCGCGAAAGUGAUGACUGACGAGAAGACCGGAAAGAGUCGCUGCUUUGGAUUCGUGUCGUUUGAGAGCUCAGAAUCGGCUGAGAAUUGUGUGCAAGAAUUGAACGGAAAGCACGAGAUGUCAAACGGGAAGCACCUGUACGUGAAUCGGGCGCAGAAGAAGUCGGAACGCAUGGAAGAGUUGAAGCGUCGCUUCGAAGAGUUGCGACAAAAGCGUAUCAAUCGAUACAAAGGAAUCAAUCUAUACGUCAAGAAUCUGGAGGAGUCGAUGGAUGACAAGCGUCUGUCCGACGAGUUCUCUGCCUUCGGAAGAAUAAGUUCGGCGAAAGUCAUGUGUGACUCGAGAACGGGUCGAUCGGUUGGCUUCGGUUUCGUAUGCUUUUCAGUGCCAGAAGAGGCCCAGAAAGCCAUCAACGAAAUGAAUAACAGAAUUAUUGGCACAAAACCAUUGUAUGUGGCGUUCGCUCAGAAUAAAGAGGAACGGAAGGCAUUACUGUCCGCACAGUUCAUCAAACAGAGCAACACUGUCAUGAGAGGGCCAGCCAUCCCACCGCCGAUGACUCACUCACAGCUCCCAUCGCACCCGCAUCUCAUCCCUACAGCACUGAAUCCGGCGGCCGCUGCCAUGGCUUACGCGGCCAACCCGGCCAUCGCUUUCAACGCAUUUGGUGCCCACGGAAUGGCAUCCCAUUCCUGGAAUGACAUCAGACGUAACCGUCGCCUUAAAUUCUACUAA